Molecule: messenger RNA, 2095 nt
Organism: Amoebophrya sp. A120
Lineage: Eukaryota; Dinophyceae; Syndiniales; Amoebophryaceae
Source: the annotation of a GenBank genome assembly
CACAGUGCUCCAUCGUCGCGAAAAACGGUUUGCAAGUUGAACGUCACAGCAGCACUCUCUAUAUAUAACAAGUGCUUCAUACACAUAGGAGUCGUACGCUUGAUUUUUUCUUUCGUUGACAGCCGCUUGCGGCAAGUAUCGUGAAAAUGACGUCGUCACGUAAAGAAAAUGAAGUGACCCUCAGUUCCCCCGAAGAUGCCAUUCCACCUGUAGUGGCUUCAGGCUCCCCGCCUGGGCGGAACGCAACGCAGCAUCAGCCCAACGAUGGAGAUGCCGCAUCGUUUACUUUGAGUAGUUCUCCCUCGCCGUCCCCGGCAGCAUCAAGCCCACAAGAGCAACCGCAGCCGCCAGUAGACAUGCUCCCAUCAAGAUUACCCCUCCUGACAUCCGAUCUCGUGAACGAGAACCAAAAUUUGCGGGAAUCGCCACCUCCCGGCGGCGCGUUGUCCACAGUGCCGACGCCCGACUCUGUGCGGCGAUCGUUUGCCGCUCAGCAGCACGCGCUGGUGGGAGCUGCUGUCGCACAAGCCUCAACACCUAUUACGGAGCUGCAAAAACGACACGCGUCGGUACAUCAGUUAAUGUAACACUUAAAACACUUAGACAUUGCGCAUGAUUAGAUUUUCGUCUUUCUUUGAAGAAUGCGUUUCAUUAAUCCAGAAGAACUUCCACACCCCUAUAGCUGUGAUUUUACAACCCGCAUGAGAAACUGCAAAAUGCAAACAAAACCAGACGAGAAUAUUCUACGAGACCAAGUACAAGGAAUUCGACGAGCAAAUACGGGACCUGGAGCGUCAAAAGCUGCAAUUGGAAGACCAGAGAAGAGCGGCAGAGAUAGAAGUUACCAAAGCGAAAAGAUGCCUCUACUUUGUCUUGCGUUCCAUGCAUAGCCUAACAACCGAGCCUCCUGGACACGACUUCAUGAUCUUGUGCGAGGCAGAUUUUGUCGUGCAGAUUUCUGUGAUGCCAUGAAACUUGUCGUGCCGAUAUCUGCAAUCCGAAUUCCGAUCACUUUUAUAAAAACAUUUCCUUCGUAAGGUAAAGAUACUGAUAUUACUCUUUUCCGCACAAUAAACGAGAAGAAGGUACUCGCAGGCAUCGAGGCCGAAAUUCAAGAACAAGAACGGAAGUACCGACAGCAGUCGCGUGACAAGCAGCAGGACUUUAUCGAGAUGAACAAUCCCCCCUACCUUUACUCCACCAGAGAUUGGUUUGUGUACCUACGCAUGAUUUGCGUACACAAAAAAUAUUGUAGCGCUGCAUCUGAGCCAUGUAGUAUCUCAAGUUGCUUUACGGAGGUGCGAACUAGCUGCUCGACAUCACAAACACCUUUUCUGCUGCUUAGACAAUCACUACAGAAACCGCUUUAGAAAAUGCCGCACAGUGCUGUCUCUUGAUUGAUUCCAUCCUCCAUGCAAUACAAAUUGUGUACGCAAAUCAGCAACGCAAAUUUCCCUUUCGAGAGUAUGGGGAGGGGGAGUUUCUUCUUACGAUAAACCUGGGACAAAAGCAAUCCGACCUCCAGAUAGAGCAGAGUCGAACUACCUUUCGCCUGGCGACGACAGAACUGGUGGCCAACGUUGCCAACGAACGGGCCCUCAAGAACGAACACAACCGCCAGGAGUUCGAGCAGCGCAUCACCAGCAGGCAGACUGCGCUGGAGAAACGCACGGAAGACGGGUUCACGGAGGUGGACCACCAGAUCAGAGAGCUCAAGGAGGGUACUUAUCUGAGUGAAAAUGGUGCCAGCACAGAUAUCGGACGACGCACACGAUAUGAGGUCACGACUCUUUUUUGCAUAUAUGUAUCUUCACCAGUGGCAAAAAAAGCAUAUAUUCUCCUGGCUGCAUAGAUUAACAACACUCUAGCUCCUGCUGUCCUGAACCUGAAGUAAGUGCUAGUACAAAACCCCCAGAACGACCUCGAAAACAAGAACGUUCUGUCGUGUCUGCUGGCAAACUGUUUUUGACUCCAUAAGCUAGCAAGAGAAGCUACGCGAGCAACUGAAGGUCGACGGGGAGCAGUUCUUCACGGAGCUGGGAAAGUGCGGAGACGAGAUCAAGAACGUACUUGGGAGAAUCCAAACCGAUGCUGA